AUGGCCUUCAUAUUCACGUGUGGAACACACACGUUUCAAUCCCUACUGAAGGGCUACGAAAACAUCACAGUCCAAUGCCAGAACUGUGGCAAUUUCUCCGGCAAGGUCGUCAAGAGAUGGGAAUGGUUUACCUUCUGUUUCGUUCCGAUCAUACCAUUUAGCUUGAAGCCCUGGCACGCAGUGAACUGCCACAUUUGCCAGUUCAAGCAGGACAUCAAAUAUCGGCCGGAUGUACAACAGCAGAUGCAGCAGAUCGAUCAGGGAGGUGUGCCGAUGAACAAUCAACAACCGCAAGGUGCGCAGGCAGGAGGAGCAAACCAGGGCUGGAACAGCGGGAACCCGUAUGGACAAGCAGAUCAAGCGGCGAUGAGUGGCGGCGCUGGAGGUGGCGGAGGACCCGGGCAGUAUCAGCCGCCGGUAGGUCAGCCUCCGCAGUAUAAGUAA
Messenger RNA from Sphaerulina musiva SO2202, 444 nucleotides. RefSeq lists its product as uncharacterized. The record is from RefSeq and is a predicted model, not a curated record. The transcript has 3 exons. Lineage: Eukaryota; Fungi; Ascomycota; Dothideomycetes; Mycosphaerellales; Mycosphaerellaceae. Bases 1 to 444 code for a protein of 147 amino acids.